Molecule: messenger RNA, 1881 nt
Organism: [Torrubiella] hemipterigena
Lineage: Eukaryota; Fungi; Ascomycota; Sordariomycetes; Hypocreales; Clavicipitaceae
Source: the annotation of a GenBank genome assembly
GGCGAAGGCGAACAAAAUCCAAUUUCAAUUCUUUGAUACGGAGAGUUUCUGAGACGAAUUGCCAUACUCUAGACCUCAUAAGCGUAUGCUUUGCUUUUACUUACAUAGGCUGUAUAUCCCCGCCUGGAAUGAUUCUGCUCUAGGAGCACUUUAUGAUGAUUGAAAACAGCACAGAGCAAAGAUCAGAUAUCCCGUCUCCAAUUACACGGCUUCCUUCAGCUAUGUCAGGCGGGUUCAAUGGAGAUGCUGAGAAAUUGGCAAAGGACACCUACCCCGAAGAUGAAAUUGAAACUGUCCAGCAGCAGACCAACUCUGGCAGCGAUACCGGUGAUGAUGAUGACGAAAACAUGCGUCGGCCGCGUACUCAAAGCUUCUGGGCCCGAGAUGAGGCCCAGCGGCGCAGGAUCCCAUUUGCUCAACGCAGCUUACGGAUAACCUGGGGGUGGUUCCCAGUCAACAUGUCAACAGGCGCCAUGGCAUCGGUCCUAGCGCAGCAACCAUAUACAUUCAACGGACUCACAGCCAUUGGCACCAUCUUUUACGUCAUUGACCUGGUCACAUUUUGCAUCUUUACACUGCUCAUCGCUGGCCGGUUCAUUCGAAAACCUCGAGCAUUUGUUACGAGUCUACACCACCCCAGCGAGAGCUUCUUCUUUGGCUCAUACUGGGUGUCGAUAGCGCUCCUGAUCAAUGGUAUGCAGGCGUACGGCGUCCCGCACUGCGGCGAGUGGCUGAUCCAUACGCUGCGCGUUGUCUUCUGGAUCUACUAUGGAUGUGCCCUAGUUGUCGCCGUGUUCCAGUAUCAAGUCAUUUUCCAUGCGGAAAUAAUGUCUCUGUCGGAUGCAGUGCCAGCGUGGAUUCUACCAGCAUAUCCAUUUCUUGUGACGGGAGUCAUGGCGUCUACUUUGGUUCAGACGCAAGGGCAGACCAGUUCAGUUCAGAUGCUUAUAGCAGGCAUUGCUGGUCAAGGGCUGGGCUGGAUCCUCGCUCUGUUUAUUUAUUCCGUGUACUUGACCAGGUUGAUUAGCAGCAAGAUGCCGCCGCCAUCGAUGCGGCCUGGGAUGUACAUCUCUGUUGGUCCAGCAGCGUAUACUUGCGCAGGCAUCCUGUCUCUUGGUCGACAAGCCAAGGAGAAUAUACCACCUGGUUUUCUCGGCAUCACAUCGUUCCCUGUGGGCGAUUUGUGGUUCGGCAUGUCGGUGCCAGUUGCUCUCUUUCUGUGGUUGAUUGCAGUGUGGUUUUCGGCUCUCUCGACGCUAUCGGUGAUUCGCGAUGCUCGCAGGAUGCACUUUGCUCUGCAGUGGUGGGCAUUUGUCUUCCCCAACGCCGGAUUAGCUAUUGCGACGAUUCAUAUUGGCGAAGCUGUGGACAGCCGCGGUAUCAAGAUCGCCGGCGCAGUUAUCACUGUGUUGCUGGUGCCACUGUGGUUUAUGUGCGUCAUACUGCAUGUGAGAAGUGUGUGGCGUCACGACCUGCUUGCGCCCGGCAAAGAUAUGGGCGUCGAUGAUGUGAACAAGACACAUGAUGUGAAGCGGCAGCGAGCCGAAGAGAGGAGAAAGAAGAAGAGUAUACAGGAGUCGACUAGACAAGGGCUGCGCUGGCGGAGUCCGACGUGGAAGUCCAAGUCUGGUGGUAGUAGUCCCGGAGGUUGUAAUGGUGUUGAAAAGCAGCAGCAGCAGGAACCUUGAGAGUCGAUCUGUUUGUUGCGAGCCGAGAAAUCACGAGCGGGGGAGAGGAGGUGGUGAAGUUGUGCGGGGAAGCCCUCGUGCAUGUGUCGAUAUCUGCAAUCAUGACCCGCGUUCAUAGCGAAAUUCAUAAUUCUCUUCUUUUCGAUUGCUGUCCAAAUUUUGUUGUUUGUAAUACUCUGUAAGCGGCCAGGGG